Molecule: messenger RNA, 2933 nt
Organism: Owenia fusiformis
Lineage: Eukaryota; Metazoa; Annelida; Polychaeta; Sabellida; Oweniidae
Source: the annotation of a GenBank genome assembly
AGAUGAUAAAAAAGUAUAAAACCACAAUGAAACGAGCACAAAUGCUCUCUAAUCUAGAAUCCUAGAAGACACUAUAAUUUUUCCAUGUUUUGCAAAUGUUUCACCAAGGUGACUGUGUUGGAGAUAUGCCAAGUCAGCCUUCCCAGACGGCGUAUUAAUUUUACGAUAGAACUUGGUAACGGUCACACUGUAGUAAUUUGUAUUCGAAAGCAGGAUCCAUAACACUGAAAAGGAUAGCUCUCAAUUUAUUUCAUUUAAAUCGGACUAAAACAAAACACACACAACUGAAUUUGUCGUAAGAGUAUGCUAGCUCGUAAGCUCGGAAGCCUAGGAGUAUUCUCCUGUGCUGGAGUAUCGUCUAAACAUCUAGAAAAAGAGAAAAGUGCAAAAUCAUAUGCAUUGUUCGAAAAGCGUUACCUCCUUGGGGCAGUCCUAGGUAGCGGUGGUUUUGGAACUGUUUACGAAGGAAAAGACAGAGAUACAGGGGCAGAGGUUGCUGUCAAACAUGUAGAAAAAGCCAAGGUUAGCGACUGGGCCAAUUUGAAUGGCCACAAGGUCCCCCUUGAAGUUCUUCUUCUGAAGAAAGUCACCCAUGUGGAUGGAGUAGCCCGCUUGAUAGACUAUUAUGAAAAAAGCGAUGCAUUUGUUCUUGUCCUAGAACGGCCACAGCCUGCCAAAGACUUAUUUGACUAUAUCACAGAGAGUGGACCUCUCCAAGAAAAUAUUGCCAAAAACUUUUUCCGCCAAAUUGUGCAAACAACAAUAGAAAUUCAUCAGUGUGGUGUUGUACACAGAGACAUGAAAGAUGAAAAUAUUCUCGUUGAUACAGACUCUAUGGAACUAAAAAUUAUUGACUUUGGUUCCGGUGCAUUGCUCAAAGACUCAGUCUACACAGAUUUUGAUGGAACUAGAGUUUAUAGUCCUCCAGAAUGGGUGAAGUCUAACAGAUAUCAUGCCCGCCCCGCUACAGUAUGGUCCCUCGGGGUAUUGCUGUACGAUAUGGUGUGUGGUGACAUUCCUUUCGAGCAAGAUGAACAGAUCUGUAAAGCCGACUUGGUCUUUAGAGAUCCUUCAGUAUCAUCAGAAGUGAAAGACCUGAUCUUAAAAUGCUUAUCAUUGAAACCUUCAAGUCGUCCAACCUUAGACGAGGUAUUGAAUCAUCGCUGGUUGAAACCUAUGGACAGUUUAGGCGUCGACAUGGGUAACAUGUCACUGAACAAUAUUAGUCGCAAUUCAAGUGGUGUAUCACUUGAUGAACGUUCCAUCGAGAAUAUGUCAAUUAGUGCGGACAGUAGCUAUGGUGCCAGUUUAUGAUAACUGCUAAGCAAGAGAUAAAAUACAAGCAAUCUCAAUGCAAUGUCGUUAUCGGCCAACAGCUUCCAUUGACCAAGCAGAAACGACAGGGUGUCGAAACAUCAUGGCCCUUCCACAUGGACUUGUGUUCAAAACUGCUUUAAGGUGCUAAUUCAACCAACUUCUAUGUCAGAGCAACAACAAUGCAACAUGGCAACUGGUUACCAUGGUGACGGUGGUUAAACACCUAAAAGUCCUUUGGUGACUAGAUGCCGCUACUGUGCUCUUUAAAUGCAGCUUCUGUCAAAUCAGAUAGAUGCUAUUAUGUAUAUAAUGCUUAACGUAAUUUAUUGUUCACGGCUGUAUGUCGUGAAUACUGUAUAUAAUGGCCCAGCCAUGCUGUAAGAUAGAUUGUAUAUAAAGAUCAUUCAUUCAGUCAUUACACCCUUAUACCUCAUAAAUGGCUUACAACACAACAAAAGGCUAGAUGUAAAAGCACAGUUGAAGAGUAACACUAUGAUGAUGUUGAGGAGUUUCCUUCGGGAAAACGACCAUUGACGUCAUAGUGAUAUCUCUUAAGUAAUCCGACAUAAGUUGAGUGCGAUCUCUGUGAGUUUACAUCAGCUUCAACCGUAGAAUCAAGUCGAUGUUGUCAAUCUUCUGUUGACGGUGUUCCAAAAUUUGGAACUUUAUCGAAAUUUGUGCCAAAAAUGUGUUGUUUAGACCUUAUUUAAUGUAACAUUUUUAUCUUCACGAAUAUUUUGACUUUUUGAAAGCAAGAUAGGUUUUCAUUUGACAUGGUGAAAAAUUAAUUUAAAAAUCGAUAAAUCCUUAUUACAAUCUUGACGAUAAAUUGAUAUGUGUAAACCAUUGGCUGAAAAAAGAACACACCUCUUUUAGAAAAAAUUAAACGUACUAAGUUACACUUUUAUUUAGGCCAUUCAUUUGUUAAAAAAUGUCAUAAAAUGUCUAGGUUAUAAAGUUAUGAAUGAAACGGCAGAUGAAAGUUUUUGCAUCUGCGAAAAUUAUCUAGAUUGUUUCCAUAUUCAAAUGUAAAUAACCACCAUUUACAUAAAGCUGUUCCAUUUAUUGUUCUUGUAAUUUUUUGUGCAUUAUUUAAGUUUGUAUUAUGUUUAUUGUUAACCAUUGAGCUUACACAAAGGCAUGUUCCAAAUUAGGGGCACUAUCUUGUGAAAGUUAAAUGGACUUUAAAUUAUUGAUUUGUGGUUCAAUUUGAACCAGUCAACACUCAAUGCAAACUGUUUGUUCAGUAUGAACAAUAAGUGAUUAGUAUAUAUGUUAGAUGAUUCGGAUUUAUUUAGAAUUUUGAGAUGGUCAAUUAAUUCACAAAAUUCUGUUAUUUUGAGAAGUGGAAAAUUAUUUUGAAAACUGUCAACUGUUUCGAAAUUGUAUCAAAAUUCCUGGAACUGAAAAUCUAAUAUGGAAAGUAGUAAUAUGAAAUCUGUAAUGCUUCAAUUAAGACAGUGGCCUGAGUAUGCCAUAUAUGGUGUCUUAAAUGUUGAUAGCAUAGAUUUUAUAGUGGAAAGAUCUUGAAUUGAAAAAACCAAAGACUUGUUGAAAUGUAUAUACUCAGAACUGUAUUAUUUUUAUAAAAGAAAGAAUAAAAGAAUGAAAUUUAA